Messenger RNA from Lagenorhynchus albirostris (white-beaked dolphin), 7627 nucleotides. RefSeq names its product Bardet-Biedl syndrome 4 (gene BBS4). Gene Ontology annotation, biological process: cilium assembly; protein localization to cilium. Gene Ontology annotation, cellular component: ciliary basal body. Gene Ontology annotation, molecular function: protein binding. The coding region runs from base 19 to 1557 and encodes 512 amino acids. NCBI's taxonomy places the organism in Eukaryota, Metazoa, Chordata, Mammalia, Artiodactyla, Delphinidae. The record is from RefSeq and is a predicted model, not a curated record. The transcript is spliced from 16 exons.
GCUGAGCAGAGACUCGAGAUGAGAACUCAGUUUCCUGCAUCUGCUGAAUCUCUAAAACCCCGGCUGAAAAAAGCUCCAGAGUUUCCUAUUUUGGAGAAGCAGAACUGGUUGAUACAUCUCCACUAUAUCCGGAAGGAUUAUGAAGCAUGCAAGGAUGUUAUCAGAGAACAGCUUCAGGAGACUCAGGGGUUAUGUGAAUAUGCUAUCUAUGUCCAAGCAUUGAUAUUUCGCCUGGAAGGAAAUAUCCAAGAAUCCCUAGAACUCUUUCAGACGUGUGCUGUUCUCAGCCCUCAGUCUGCUGAUAACCUCAAGCAGGUGGCCAGAUCUUUAUUUCUUCUGGGAAAACAUAAAGCUGCCACUGAAGUGUAUAAUGAAGCAGCUAAACUUAACCAGAAAGAUUGGGAGAUCUGUCAUAACCUAGGAGUUUGCUACAUUUACCUGAAACAGUUGGACAAGGCACAAGACCAGUUGCACAAUGCCCUACAUCUUAACAGGCAUGAUCUGACUUACAUAAUGCUGGGCAAGAUCCAUUUGCUGGAGGGAGACUUGGACAAGGCCAUCGAAAUCUACAAGAAAGCAGUGGAGUUCUCACCAGAAAAUACAGAACUUCUCACAACUUUAGGAUUACUCUACCUCCAGCUUGGCAUUUACCAGAAGGCAUUUGAACAUCUUGGAAAUGCACUGACUUACGACCCCACCAACUACAAGGCCAUCUUGGCAGCAGGCAGCAUGAUGCAGACCCAUGGGGACUUUGAUGUUGCCCUCACCAAAUACAGAAUUGUAGCUUGUGCUGUUCCAGAAAGUCCUCCACUCUGGAAUAACAUUGGGAUGUGUUUCUUUGGCAAGAAGAAAUACGUGGCAGCUAUCAGCUGCCUGAAACGAGCCAACUACUUGGCACCCUUCGACUGGAAGAUUCUGUAUAAUCUGGGCCUCGUCCACUUGACUAUGCAGCAGUAUGCAUCAGCCUUCCAUUUUCUCAGUGCAGCCAUCAACUUCCAGCCAAAGAUGGGGGAGCUCUACAUGCUCUUGGCUGUGGCUCUGACCAACCUGGAAGACACAGAGAAUGCCCGGAGAGCCUACACAGAAGCAGUCCGCCUGGAUAAGUGUAACCCUUUGGUAAACCUGAACUAUGCUGUGCUGCUGUACAACCAGGGAGAGGAGAGGGGCGCCCUGGCCCAGUACCAGGAGAUGGAGAAGAAAGUCAACCUACUCAAGGACAGCAGCUCCCUGGAAUUUGACCCGGAGAUGGUGGAGACGGCCCAGAAGUUGGGAGCUGCUCUCCAGGUCGGGGAGGCACUGGUCUGGACUAAACCAGUUAAAGAUCCCAAAUCAAAGCAGCGGACCACUUCAACCAGUAAAGCCGCCAGUUUCCAGCAGCCUCUGGGUUCUAAUCAAGCUCUAGGACAGGCAAUGUCUUCAGCAGCCGCGUAUAGGAAGCUCCCCUCAGGUGUCGGAGGAACAUCCCAGCUCACAAAGCCACCAUCUCUUCCUCUGGAGCCAGAGCCCACGGUGGAAGCGCAACCAACUGAAGCAUCAGCACAAAUAAGAGAAAAAUAGGUGUAGGAUGAGCCGAGAGUUGGGGUUUCUUGGGCGAGGAUGUUCCAGAUUAGGAAAGGUCCCGUGACACAGGCAGCACGGAGGCCAGCACAUUCCCUGGGCAUCAGGAGCUGGAACGCAGAACGUGUUACGAUGAUCACGAGGAGGCUGAGGCCUGCGCAGCCCCUGCUGCCCCGUCAGCCAGAAACGAGCGAGAAGAUGGCCCAGACAGGUUCCCGAAGAAUUGAGAGCAAGGCUUCGGCUCUAUGUAUGUAGUUCCAAGAGCCAGCAGGGCAUGUGAUGCUAUCUGUGUUGGAAAGGACUUUCUCUUGGCUGGCGGACCCCUUCCUUUGUGGAAGGAAAGUCUGAGACAGACCUCCGCGCAGCAGUCCUGUCAUGACAAAGCCUUGUCUUAGCUGAGCUGAUCCUUGGGCUGUGUGGUAUAUCAGCCACUGAAGCAAACACAAAUCUUUGAUGAAUAAUCCAGCUCUGAUAGUCUAAAAGAAAAAAAAAAUGAUGAAACAAGCUCUUUAAAUUGAGGCCCAGGCUACUGAGUAUCCCAGCUGCACUUGCCCAAGAGCAUCCAGAACAAGUCCCUGUAUCUUGUUCUUGAGAGGUCAGACUGUAGAGCCAGACCGUGUCAGGAUGAAAAGAAGUAAAGGGCUGGUCUGGUGUCAGCACCAAGGAUUUAACAAAAAGGAAGCGCUGCUUAACUGAGGAAUUUUUAUUUGACAAUCAGUGAUACCACUGACCAGAUGUUAUCAAUACAUUAUAUCUAUAGAUACUUGAAGAUUAUGUAUCAUCCCUUUGGGGAAAGUUAUUCAGGUAUAAAAAUGAGGGAUCACAAAAAAAAACUUUUUGAAAGAACCUUGUACCUGCCCAGUCUUUGGGGCUUGUGGAUUUGCAGUCUCUCAUUCACUCUGUUGAGAAAGGAGCUAUUCUAAUUCCUAGUAUGGGAGUUGCUCAUGUCAUCACAGGAAAAUUACAUGACAAUUAGAAAAAUGAGACCAAGUACACAGUUACAGAUACAGACAUGGUUUUAGAUGACUCAAAUUAGAGGCAAGAAAGCGGAAGUAUGAACUAGCAACGGGAAAAGUGUUCUUCUUACUGAAUAAUAUUAGUACAAAACGAAGUAAAAUUUUGGAGUGUAUGAUUACAAUGAUCAUUUUGUUCUUAAGGAAAAAUCCCUAUUGUCUGAUAAUAGAGAGUAGCUCACAAUGGACCAAUCCUCCCACAGACAACAAAUAUAAACCAGUGGGUAAAUGUAAAAUACUAUCUUGGUUUAAUUUAAAAAAAAUACACAUAACUGUUCCAAGUAAAAAUUAUAACAUUAUAACUAAAGGACAAGGGGGUAUAUGGAAACUUACGGAUGAAAGGUUUUUAUAUUUCACAUGAUAUGGUACAAAACUAAUCCUAAAUAGUUUGUGAAAAGUUAAGGCUGUAUAUUAUAAUCCCUAGAGUAACCAUUAAAAAGAUGCAAAGAAGCACAGCUAUUGGGUUGGCCAGAAAGUUUUUUUUUUUUUUCUGUAAGAUAGCUCUAGUAGCCCUUAGCUGGAAGACUGUAAAAGGCACCUGGAACAGUUCUUUACUCAAAAAGAUAAAAAGUUUUGGGAAGAUGAAGUUGCCUGAAAAAUGGCAGAAGGUAGUGGAAGAAAAUGGUGACUAUGUUGUUCAAUAAAGUUCUUGGUGAAAAUGAAAAAUCCAUCUUUUUACUUAAAAACCAAAGGAACUUUUUGGCCAACCCAAUAAAAAGACAGUAGAGAGGGGGGUAAAAAAACAGAUGGAACAAGGAGAAAAUAAAUAGCAAAAUGUUAAAUGUAAAUCCAGUCAUGUCAAUAACUACAUCAAAAUGUAAUUAGACUUAAAAAUGUAAGUGGACUAAACAUGUCAGUUGAAAAGCACAGAGGGGCUUACCUGGUGGCACGGUGGUUGAGAGUCCACCUGCCAAUGCAGGGGACAGGCGUUCGUGCCCCGGUCCGGGGGGAGCCCACAUGCUGUGGAGUGGCUGGGCCCGUGAGCCAUGGCCGCUGAGCCUGCGCGUCCAGAGCCUGUGCUCUGCAACGGGAGAGGCCACAGCAGUGAGAGGCCCGCGUACCGCAAAACAAACAAACAAACAAAAAAACACAAAGGAUAAAAAAAGCCUGAUACUAUAUUAAUGUUAGAUAAAGUAGGCUUCAAAAUGAGGGGUGUUACCAGAAAUAAAGGGGGGCAUUUCAUAAUGAUAAACAGUCAAUUCAGUAGAAAACCAUAAAUAUGUACGCAACUAACAUUACUUCACAGUACAUCAAGUAAAAAUUGAUAGAAUUUAAUCCACGAUCAUAGUUGGAUAUGUUAGCACUUUUUCUUUCAGCAAUUGAUAGAAUUAGACAAAAAGUGUAAAAGGACAUAUUGGCCAGCUUGUCAAUUUCUGUUGACAUUUAUAGAACACUACAAGCAGUAACUGUAGAAAAUACAUUCUUUGCAAGUGCACAUAAUACAUUUAGCAAAACAGACCAAAUACUGGGCCAUAAAAUAAGUCUCAAAAGUCAACAGAUUGAAAUUUCCAGAAUAUGUUCUCUAUACACAAUGAAAUUGUAUUAGAAAUUAAUAACGAUAUCUAGAAAACCUACAUAUUUGGAAAUUAAACACACAUACUUGUAAUAAGGAAGAAAUCAAAAGAGAAAUUAGAAAAUAUUUUGAACUGAAUAAUGAAAACAAAAUUUGUAGGGUUCAGUUAAGAGCUGUGCUUAUAAGGAAACUUAGAGCUAUAAAUGCUUCUAUUAGAACAAAUGAAAGAAAAUCACUGAUAAAGGUUUCUACCUUAAGCUAAAAAAAAGCAAAAUAAACCCAAAGUGCAGAAAAUAUUACAGAAAAAUCUAAGAAGCUGAAAGUUCUAUGAAAAAACACACAUGCACAAAAAUGGACAAAUCCCUAGCUAAACUGAUGAAGGGACAAAAGAGGAGACAAAUUACCAAUAUCAGGAAUGAAAGAGGGGAUAGCAUUACAGGUCCUGUACAACAUGGAAAAGAUAAAGGAAUGUUAUGAAAAAUUUUAUGAUAAUAAAACAACUUGGAUGUAAUAUACGAAAUCUUUGAAAAAUGCAACAUACCCACACUGAAACAAGAUGAAAUGUAAAGGCUUCAUAGGUCCAAUCAAAGGAAUUGAAUCUAUAAAUCAAAUGCUACCCUAAGCAAACUCUUGGCUCAGAUGAUUUCACCAGUGAAUUCUAUUAAAUCCAGUCUUACAAAAAUUUUUAAAAAACAGGAUCAAGAACUUCCCAUUAUGCCAUGAAGAAAAUGAAAGUCAAUCUACAGAUUGAGAAUAUAUUCACAAGAUACAUCUGACAAAGGACUUAUAUCCAGAAAAUAUAAAAAACUCCUACAACUCAAUAAUAUAAAAACUAAUAACCCAAACAACAACAUACACAAACCAAAUGAAACAAAAAAUGGGCAAAAAAUUUGGACAACUCACAAAGAUACAUGAAAGGCCAGUAAGCAUGUGACAACGUGCUCAUUGUCCAUCAUCAAGGAAACGCAAAAUAAAACCACAAUGAAAUACCCCUGUGUACACAUCAAAAUGGCUAAAAUUAAACAAUGACAACUCUAAAUACUGGCAAGAACAAGAAGCAACCAGAACUGUCAUGCAUCAUUGGUAGGAGUGUAAAAUGGGCCAUCCGCUUUGGAGAAAGGUCUGUCACUUAUCUCAUGAUACACAUUCUUCCCAGCAAUUCUACUCCCAUGUAUUACCCAAGAGGAAGGAAAAUGCCCACACAGACUUGUUGAUAACAUUAUUCAUAAAAGCCCCAAACGGAAACACCAUAUUCACAGUGGAAUACUAUUUAGCCACAAAAGGCAACAAACUACAUGCAACAACAUAAUCUCAAAAACAUUGUGCUGAACGAAAAGGGUUUUUACAGCUACAGUAAUUAAAACAGUAUGGUACUGGCACAAAAACAGAAAUAUAGAUCAAUGGACCAGGAUAGAAGGCCCAGAAAUAAACCCAUGCACUUAUGAUCAAUUAAUCUACCACAAAGGAGGCAAGAAUAUACAAUGGAGAAAAGAAAGUCUCUUCGCUAAGUGGUGCUGGGAAAACUGGACAGCUACAUGUAAAAGAGUGAAAUUAGAACAUUCUCUAACACAACAAAAAAUAAACUCAAAAUGGAUUAAAGACCUAAAUGUAAGACUGGAUACUAUAAAACUCCUAGAGGAAAACAUAAGCAGAGCACUCUUUGACAUAAAUUGCAGCAAUAUCUUUUUGGAUCUGUCUCCUAGAGUAAUGGAAAUAAAAACAAAAAUAAACAAAUGGGACCUAAUUAAACUUAAAAGCUUCCUCACAGCAAAGGAAACCAUAAACAAAACGAAAAGACAAAACUACAGAAUGGGAGAAAGUAUUUGCAAACGAUGCAACUGAAAAGGGGUUAAUUUCCAAAAUACACAAACAUCUCAUAACAGCUCAAUAUCAAAAAAACCCCCCAAACAACCCAAUCAAAAAAUGGGCAGAAGAUCAAAAGACAUUUUUCCAAACAAGACAUACAGAUGGCCAAAAGGCAUGUGAAAAGAUGCUCAACAUCGCUAAUUAGAGAAAUUCAAAUCAAAACUACAAUGAGGUAUCACCUCACAACAGUCAGAAUGGCCAACAUCAAAAAGUCUACAAAUAACAAAUGCUGGAGAGGGUGUGGAGAAAAGGGAACCCUCUUGCACUACUGGCGGGAAAGUAAAUUGAUACAGCCACUAUGGAGAACAGUAUGGAGGUUCCUUAAAAAACUAAAAGUAGAGCUACCAUAUGAUCCUGCAAUCCCACUCCUGGGCAUAUAUCCAGAGAAAACCAUAAUUCAAAAAGGUACAUGCACCUCAGUGUUCAUUCAUUGCAGCAUGAUUUACAAUAGCCAAGAUAUGGAAGCAACCUGAAUGUCCAUCGACAGGUGAAUGGAUAAUGAAGAUGUGGUACAUAUGCACAAUGGAAUAUUACUCAGCCAUUAAAAAGAAUGAAAUAAUGCCAUUUGCAGCAACAUGGAUGGACCUAGAGAUUACCAUACUAAGUGAAGCAAGCCAGACAAAGACAAAUAUAUGAUACCGCUUAUAUGGGGAAUCUAAAAAACUGAUACAAAUAAACUUAUUUACAAAACAGAAAGACUCACAGACAUAGAAAACAAACUUACGGUUACCAAAGGGGAAGGGGGGAGAUAAAUUAGGAGUUUGGGAUUAAAAUAUACACACUACUAAAUAUAAAAUAGAUAAUCAACAAGGACAUACUGUAUAGCACAGGGAACUCAGUAUUCUGUAAUAACCUAUAAUGGAAGAGAAUGUAUCACUCUGCUGUAUACCUGAAAUGAACACAACAUUGUAAAUCAACUAUAUUUCAACAAAAAUUUUAAAAAAAAUCAGUGAGGAGACAUAAAAAAAUGAAACUGAAGAAAAGAGCUUUAUACAAAAGGACUAAAUACUGUAUGAUUCCAUUUCUAUGAAGUUCCAGAACAGGCAAAACUAAUUUAUGGUGAAAAAGAUGAUAGUGGGUGCUUCAGGGGGCUGGGGUUGAGGGUGAGGCUGAGUAUAACUUGGAAGUAGCCUGAGGGACCUAUCUGAGACGAUGGAAGCAUUCUGUAUCUGGAUAGGCACUUGGGAUAGAUAGGUAUAUACUUUUCUCAAAACUUACCAAAUGGACUUAAAAUUUGUAGUUUCACUGUUUGAAAAUCUUUACCUAAAGAAAGAGCAAAAAAUAAAAUGUUAAAUUAUCAUUGUGGUAGCUUUUCAAUGAUUUUCAGUAGUCCUAAAGACACCCAGAAAAUUGCCUGUUCAGUUUAGUAACUGACAGUUAUUAAACUUUUAUAUACAUGCCACAUACUGUGCUAAUCCUUUGCUCCGCAUUCCUCUUUAAUUAAGAGCCCUACGAAGGUAAGGACCCUUAUUAGCCCAGUUUUACAGAUGAGGAAAAAUGAGGCUCAGGAAAGGUACCUUGUCCAAUGUCAUACAGUACUCACCACCUCAAACUCUGCACAGAAUUUGAAUUUCUUCUGCUGAUGAAUAAUUACCUCUGCCCCACUCAAACUUGACAGAGUAAGAGAAUAAAAUGCAAACUAAAUCUGCGCAAUAAAUAUUACUGAUUUUUGGCUGAA